Liolophura sinensis is the source of this 2271-nucleotide messenger RNA. RefSeq names its product myeloperoxidase-like. Gene Ontology annotation, biological process: response to oxidative stress. Gene Ontology annotation, molecular function: heme binding; peroxidase activity. The coding region runs from base 1 to 2271 and encodes 756 amino acids. The record is from RefSeq and is a predicted model, not a curated record. The transcript has 13 exons. NCBI's taxonomy places the organism in Eukaryota, Metazoa, Mollusca, Polyplacophora, Chitonida, Chitonidae.
AUGAGUGAUUCCUGGGGCUCGGCCCAGUUCCCUCAUACCAUGAAGCUGGGCUCUCCAGUUGUGGACUUCCUCUGGUUUAUUCAUGUGCUGACACAAACUCCCCCUAAACCAAGGGCAAUGAUCUUUCCAAAUCGCCUUAGUCCACUCAUGCGAAAACACCUAGCUCUGAACGCACGUUCAUCCUUACCCAGGCUGCCUCGACCAAAGCCCGGUGAAUCCCGACCCCCAAGUGACAGGAGAAUCAUUGAAGGGGGAACGGUUAUCAUUCCUGGUGGUAGCGCAUUCCGCGAUCGCGCACCUCCUCGUAUGAGACCCCCAGUGCCUUUGCCACGGCUGGCCCCAAGCAGACCCCUGGACGCUGUGAUCCGUGAGGCAGUAGAAAACGUCAAGACCGAAGACGAGCUCAUGAUAAGCAGGUUACGACAGGGAAUCGACAGUCCCCUAGAGACGUCCAGUCACGUGGAACCCCUGUUGUUCUCGGAGAGCCCGCUGGAUGCUUCUACCGUUUCUAAAAACAGCAGAAUCAUUAACUGGAUUGCUAGACUGAUCAAAGGAAGUCGUGUCCCCCUUGCUCAAGUCUUAUCUCACCCCGAGGCUGCCAAAUUAGGCAUCAGCUGUCCCUACACCCGGCCUGUGUGUGACCGAAACGCCAAGUACAGGACGUUUGAUGGUACAUGCAAUAACCUGGGGAAUCCCCUUUUAGGAUCCGCCUUCACACCAUUCACGCGAGAGGUUGGCGCCGAGUAUACAACAGACCCGAUCACAAAGCGUGACGACCUGCCGAAGACACAGGGAGUUAGCGGACAGCUGAAGAGCCCCCGGGACAUCAGCCAGACGGUUCACCAAGGCCCCGAGUCCAAGAACGAAGACUCGAUCUGGUCCAUGGAGUUCAGUUUGUGGGGACAAUUCCUGUCCCACGAUAUUGCCGAUAGAGCUCCCAUUAAAGGAUACAACAAUUCUAUAUUGAAAUGCUGCGAGCAGUCACACCCAACGCCGAGGGAUGUGUGUGUUAACAUAGAGACUCAGCCAGGCGAUAUUUUCCGAAGGUUCAACAAUCCCUGUCUUGGUUUGUCAAGAUCGUUGGAAGUUACUGAUAUCAACUGCCGACUAGGAAAAAGAGAGCAGUUGAACCAAGCGUCAUCUUACGUGGAUGGUAGCGCCAUCUAUGGGAUAUCGGAAGCGCGAGCAAGACGUCUUCGUGCUGGCGUAAAAGGAGACGACAGAGCUAAUGUGUACGCUGGGCUGAUUGCCAUUGAGACGGUCUGGAUGAGGGAGCAUAAUAAGGUCGCCUCUGAGCUGGCGACCCUUAACCCAACAUGGAACGAUGAAAAACUGUUCCAAGAAACCAGACGGAUCAUCGUCGCUCUCGUUCAGCACAUCACCUACACGGAUUACCUGCAGGGCGUUGUUGGCAACGACAACAUGGUGGCGUUUGGUUUGAACCCAGAGAAGGACGGCUAUUUCACUGGUUACAAGAACGACGCCGAUCCGUCUCUGUCUAACGCUUUCGUCACUUCCGCCAUGCGAUUCGGCCACAGCAUGAUCAGAAACAGCUUCAGCAAAAGAGACCGGAAGUACGUCUCGGACGGAAGUCCGGCGCUGAACCUCAAGGACAUUUUCUUCCGUUCUUCUGUGUUCUUGAAAGAGGAAGAUCCGUUGAUGAGAGGCUUCGUGGCUGACGCCAGCACUAAGUGUGACCGCAUCAUGUCCGACAGCUUGGUCAACCAUCUCCACCAGACGACAGAAGGUAACGGCGGAGACUUGGCUGCUAUCAACAUUCAGAGGAACAGGGAGCACGGUAUACCAUCUUACAAUACCUACAGGCUACUGUACGGACUCACGCCAGCUAAACAGUUUGACACCUCUCCGACACGGGGUUUUAAGGACCAGACUGCCGAAACCGUCAACCUCUUCAAAUUGACAUACACGACGCCGGACGAUGUGGAGCUGUGGACAGCUGGCCUCUCUGAAGUGCCGGAAGCUCCGGACAUUGCCGUAGGACCUCUGUUUGCCAAGAUGAUCGCUAGACAGUUCAGGGAGCUUAAACGUGGGGAUAGGUUCUACUUCGAAACUAAUGACCCCCUGUUGAGAUUUACACCAGCUCAACUCAACGCCAUAAGAGAUGUCCGAUUUUCGAAAAUCCUUUGCAAUACGAUGUUGUUUGACACAAUACAGCCCAACGCCUUCUUGGUUGACACCGUGCCUGGCAAUUCACGUAUAUCCUGUUCGUUGUUAAAAGACCUGAAUCUCAUCCACUGGAAAGAGCAAUGA